This is a messenger RNA of Monomorium pharaonis (pharaoh ant), 1653 nucleotides long. Its product is annotated as trihelix transcription factor GTL1-like. NCBI's taxonomy places the organism in Eukaryota, Metazoa, Arthropoda, Insecta, Hymenoptera, Formicidae. Bases 786 to 1319 code for a protein of 177 amino acids. The transcript has a single exon. The record is from RefSeq and is a predicted model, not a curated record.
GAAAUUCGGGACUUUUUCCAUUUACGUCGAAGAAAUCACGCAAAAGGUGUCUUAAUAAUAUUUUCAUUUUUAAGUUAAUAUUUUAACUUUUUUUUUAAUUUUUACUAUCUUCUUAUGUUUACUAUAAUCUUUGUUAACUGUGACAAUUUCACAAUAACAUUAAUUAAUGUUUGCAGACUCAACAAGUCCAGAUAAUCCUAUGGAAACUAAAAACAUUUCUCCCGAUAAAAAUGAAGAUAAUGGUAAGAUAUAAAAUAUAUUAAGUCAAUAUUUUAACUUUUCUACUAAUUUUUACUAUCUUCUUAUGUUUACUAUAAUCUUUGUUAACUGUGACAACUUCACAAUAACAUUCAUUAAUGUUUGCAGACUUAACAAGUCAAGAUAAUUCUAUUAUGAAAACUAAAAACGUUUCUUCCGAUAAAAAUGGAGAUAAUGGUAAGAUAUAAAAUAUAUUAAUUAAAAUUAUACAUAAAAUCAUACUAUUAUUAAUAAUAUAGUAUUUUUAUCACACGCGUCUUUGAUAUGCGUUUUUCUAAAUAUUAUCGAUUGUUGUGAUGAAUAUCACGCGCAGUUUAAGAUAAAUUUGAAUAUAUAAAAUCAUAAGAAAUAUCAGGACAAAGAUCCAAUUAUGAAUAAGGCUUAUCUUAAAUUAGCUGUGUUUCACAUUUUAGUCUAUUUCUCCUAUUAUAUUAUUUUUGUGAAAUACUAUUAAAUUAUUAUUGGAAUUAAUUAUUUUAUUUCGAUUUUUGUUUUUAUUUGCAGCUACAUGGGAACAUUCGGCAAUUAUGCUUCUUUUUUCAUUACGGAAAGAGCAUAAUGACUUAUUUAAAAAUGAUAAAAUAAGAAAAGAUAUUGCAUGGAAAAAGAUUGCAGAGUUCUUUAAAGAGAAAGGUUAUACGUAUACUGCCAAGCAAAUAGAAAAUAAAUGGAAGAAUUUACGAAAAAAUUAUAUGAAGAUAAAAGAUAAUAAUAAAAAAUCUGGAGCAUCAUUAAAAAAAUGUAAAUAUUUUGAUGAAAUAGAAGAAAUAUACGGAAAAUCUUCUAGUGUACAACCUGUAGCUGUUGCUUCAAAUCUUUCAGUAAAAGAUACAAUUCUUUCGACGGAUGAAGAGGAGGCAAUCGACGAAAAUACUUGUCCAGUUCCUUUGAAGAAAAGUAAGAUGGAUAAACAAUUGGAAAUGUGGACAACAUAUUUCGACGAAAAUUCGCAGAAAAGAGAAGAAGCAAGGGAAAAAAGGCACCAAGAGAGACUUGAACAACAAAAACAAGCUCUACAGACUUAUACGGAAAUAAUGGAAAAGUUUUUGAAAAAGCUAUAAUCUAUAUAUUUACUUUUUAAACAUUUCUUACUUUAAUUAGUUUUAUUAUUUACUUACAAGAUUAUAUAUUUUGUUACUUAAUAAUAAUAGAUUCUUAAAAAUAUUCUUUAUAUUUUUACAUAUUUUGGAGACUGCAAUAUAAUUUAUAAUAUUAUGUUAAAGUCAUGAUAAUAAGCUUUGUUACCCUUAGUCUACAAUAAUAAAGGAUUUAAGCUUUAAGCUAUAAGAAACUGACCAAUUACAGUAAUUUUUUAUAAGAAUACUCAGUGAUUGGUCAAUUUUUUACGGCUUAAAGCUUAAAUCUUUAUUGUAGACAAGGCUUUAGUAAUUAUAA